Molecule: messenger RNA, 3762 nt
Organism: Ornithodoros turicata
Lineage: Eukaryota; Metazoa; Arthropoda; Arachnida; Ixodida; Argasidae
Gene: Vps50
Product: syndetin-like
Exons: 26
Coding region: 184-3021 (945 amino acids)
Biological process (GO): endocytic recycling; retrograde transport, endosome to Golgi
Cellular component (GO): EARP complex
Molecular function (GO): SNARE binding
Source: RefSeq, a predicted model, not a curated record
AAAUCAACAUCCGUUUUGUCGUCAGUUCACUUCCUGGUGGGCUUACUGUCAGGUGGUGUUUUUCUGAGUGGGGUGUAUAUUUCACGUGGAAUGCUCUUUGCAAGUGAGGCGACGAAGUUUUAAUGUGGAUCACAAGCCAUAUCGCAAUGUAGUGCGUUGAGCGCUAAAGGUCUGUUGCGUGUCAUGGAGCUAACAAAAAAGCUCAAGUCUCUCGUCGGCAGACAGGGUUCACUUUCAAAUACAAGCUCUGCCGAAAAUUGUAGCGUCUCUCCAUCAAGUCCGCAAGCAUCGGUAGAUCGAGUAAAGCCAUGUGAACAGAGGCCUUCACUGGCCGACCCUCAAUUAGAAGAGGAAACAUUAAACUCGAUCGAGCCUGUCUACUACUCAGAUGACACAUUUGACGCCAGCGAAUAUGUGUUAAAAAAACUCCCGGAAGAUUUUGACAAAGCGGUGAUACAAGCAGAACGACAAACGCUGCGGAACCAGCUGUACGUGGUGUCCAAGAGGGUCUCUGACCUCAUACUUCAGAACCAAUCAUGCUACAUGUCAGAACUGCAGACGGUCAUGGAGUUGCAGCGGAACUUGGAGGAAGCCGGCGAAAUUUGUAGCACGGGAAGGAGGAAUUUAGCCAAGACCCGUGAAGACUUCACGGAAGCCAGUCUCGGUAUUCUGGCCAACUGUCGUAAGCGGGAAACAUUGAGGUCUCUCCUUAAGUCUCUGCAUCUGAUUAAGACACUGCAAGAAACAGAUGCGAGCCUCAGGGAGCUUCUUGAAGAAGAAAAUUAUGCUGGGGCCAUUCAGCUGUGUUUGGCAUGCCAGAAUGCUGCCAGCACACUAAAACACUACCGGUGCAUCAGUGAACUCAGUUCCAAACUGCAGGACACACUUGAGAUGACAGACGAGCAGCUCGACGUGGCGCUCUCCAAAAUAUGCACAAAGUUUGACAAAUGCAAAUAUGAGAAGCUACAAGCUGCUUACGAACUUUUAGGAAAAACGCAGAUUGCAGCUGACCAGCUGCUCAUGCACUUUGCCAGUGCCAUUCAUAACAGAGCCAGUGCCAUAGUCUUGGGAUAUGUGGAACUGUGCUCGGGCCAAAAGGACGCCAACUUUCAGAAGAUGCUAUAUCCCGCACUUUGUGCUAACAUUCAUGUCGACUGCUUCACAUCUUGCCUCAUGGAUCUGAGCAAAGCAUUAUGGGAGGUAAUGUGCAGCUACAAAGCGAUUCUCGAGUGGCACGGCUCCAGAGAGGUGCCGCCCCCGACACCGUCUGAGGAAGGUGAUGCACCAGAUGUGGCUUACCUGUACGUACAGCAGAAGUUGCAGCACGGGCUGCUACGCAUCUGGCAAGACGUGCAAAACAAGGUGCAGCUGUACGUCCUGGCCUGCGACAUAUCAAGCUUCAAGUUUGACGAGUUCAUACAGGUGUUGGACAUUGUGCGGAGGCUGAUGAAUAUCGGAGAUGAAUUUUGCCAAAGCAAGUCCGAAGACCUUCAAGAAUCGUUAAGGAAACUGAGUGGCAAUUACUUCAAGAACUAUCACAGAUGUUGUCUCGAUGAGCUGAGAAUGUUCUUAGAGAAUGAAAGCUGGGCACUUGUACCGGUUAGGGAAAAUUUUUCCAUAUUACACUUACAGGAAUUCAGGUUCCUGAGAAAUUAUUUGCAAGCUCGCCCAGUGCUGUCGCCCGACAGGGUUGAGAAGGCGGAAGAGAUUUCUCCGAUGCGGCGCUCUGGCACGAGGACCUUCGACAUAAAUUCCAACCCCUUUGUGAUUCAGGCGGAUGAUGAGGAGGAGGACGUUUUUGACAGCGCAUCCAAUGACCAUAACAAGGGCGCCGGCUCCGACUCUGACGAUUCUGACGUUCCUGAAGAACUGAAACAGGACUAUGUAGAUGAAAUGGCUGGGGAGACGCCACAGAGGAGAACCAGCAAGCCUUCAAAGAGGUACAUGUCACGGCCAGAAAAUGUUCCCUUUGUGACAAAUACAACGCUGAAUGUUCUCAGACUACUCGGGAAGUACAUGAAGAUGAUGGAUGUCCUGCAUAUUAUAGCCUUUGAUGUCUUCCUAUGCAUGUCCCAGUUGUUUGACUACUACAUGUACACAGUUUACCUCUUCUUUGCUAAGGAAAUGAGUGACUUUUCCGAAAACUCGCUGAGCAACAAGCUGCGUACUUCGCUCAGGCGAAUUAGCGACGUCCUCAUUCUCGUAAGCAAGGACUUGGAAUCUGGCGACCCGAGUCAGACAAAGGACAAGGUUCCUCCGCCGUCAUUGUCUCCCGUUGUCAGCUUGAUAGAUCCUGCAGAUCUUCACGGACUCGCGGAAAGGGUGGUUGCCGCUGAGUCGUUGGCAUUCCUAUCUCAGCAGUUCGAGUCACUAGCUCCUCAUCUUGAUGCGCUGAUACCGCAGGCCAAGCAGCCAUAUCUAAAGACUUACACGCAGAAUGUAGCACUCUCGGUGGAUUUGAGGCGGCCCAUCUACAUGACUGUGGCAGCCAAGUCUAUUAAUUAUGACCAGGUGUUGGGAUUUAUGGAGAGGGUUCAUUGGGAUAUUCACGACAUUCCUUCCCAGCAUAGUAGCUACGUCGACCUUCUCGUAAGAGAGCUUCAGAACUUCAUAAUGAGACUCUCCGACGUCUCCAAGCGUACGCCAAUUCCCAAGGUCGCGUCGUCGCUUUUGUGGGAACACUGCAUUCGCAUGUCCAAUAGGACCUUCAUUGAAGGCUUUUCGCAAGCUAAGAAGUGCACAAAUGAGGGGCGCGCACUUAUGCAGUUAGAUUAUCAGCAGUUUGUGAGCAAGGUUGAGAAACUGAUGGACCUAAGGCCUCUGCCAGAUAGAGAACUUGUAGAAGGCUACAUAAAAGCGUAUUACAUGUUAGAUAAAGCCUUGGAAUCAUGGAUUCUGUCACACAAGGAGUACACUCCAAAACAGUUGAUUGGACUGGUAAAUUGUGUGACCCAGCUGAAUAAGAAAAGCCGACAAAACCUCAUCAACCUCAUCGACGAGAAUGACAGGACAAAGCGCUAGUGUGGACUGCUGUGUAUUUUGCCUAGGAAUGCUGUUGUUACAGACUAUAUGGCCUUCACAGAACCACUGUGACUACUACCUGUCUUAUAAUGUGAACGAAGCCUCGUUACAUAGGUGUAAUGUUCAUCCUCGCGUGAUGUGGCAGCCAAGGAACAUGUCAGUGUACUCCAUAGUGUUGGACAGUGCUCUAUCGAAAGUUGCAAGGACACGGAAGUGGUGUGGAGGAGCAGGACAUAGGAUCCUUGCUCAUAUCUUGCAUGAUGCAAUGGUACAACAUAUAGUAGGGGAUUGCAGCUGGGUCCUUCCUACGAAAAAUGCAAUAUGAGGCGUGUUUGUGUUGCAUAAGGAUACAGAUGGUCACAGUUAUACGUGCAGGGCAAAAUGCUGGUACUUUACGAGGGUAUCAAAACAAUAAAGGUAAUCAAAUCGUCCUACAAUGCCGUCUGCUCAGAAAGUUUUUCCCAAUGGCUGCCUCCCUAAUGCUCGUAUUUCAGUUUUUGGUUCAAAUACGGUGCUGACAUUCACUAGGAUAUUCCAUUUGUACAUGAACUGUAUGUAUAGGCAUUAUGCAUGAAGACGUUUGGUGUAGUCUGAUUAUAAGUUAUUAUACCAUUACAUUCCAUCAUGAGAUUUUACCACAGGAGCUAAAAAGAAAUUUAUGAUUGCGUUGGAAUGUAAAAAAUGAAUGUCACGGUUGUAUAUGUGCACGUCUGAGUGACAAUAAAAACAAUAUGCCGUCUU